AUGCCAUCUCCUCUUCCCAACAGCCGCUUCAAACUGAAACUCAUCCUCCUCUCCGGCGCCUCCGGCACGGGCAAGUCCACCACAGCCUACGAGCUCUGCCACCGCCUGCGCCAGCACCCGCGCAGAACCAUGCAUGUGCACAUCGACGCCGAUUGUUUGGAUGCCAUGUACCCGCGGAACGACGACGCCGGGCUGAUGCUGAGGGCCUUGGAGGCGCUUUGGGGUGUGCUUUGGGAGGAGGUUUGGGGGCGGUGGGUCGAUCAUGGGGCAGUGCGGGCCACGGGUGCGGAUGACGGAGAGGCUGGACCGGUGGGAGGGCUGGGAGUGGCGGUGCUGGUCAUCAGUGGGACGGCAGUUGUGUUGGAGUUGCAAAGGAUUCGGGACGUUGUUGUGAGCGUGUGUGCGGGCCAGAUGAGGGGGCUGGAGAUCGAGGUGCUGCCGGUGGUCUUGCACGCGGAAACAGUCGUGGUGGAGGAGAGGCUGAGAGGGAGGGUGUUGGGUGAGGAGCUGCAGGAGCAUUUGGACAGUAGUCGGGAGUUCAGGGCCUUGUUGAGGGACUGGACUGCCCCGGUUGGGAUUGAGGUUAGGAGAGUGGACAGUGGCAGGCCCUUGCUGGAUGUGGUGGAAGAGGUGUUGGCGGUAAGUGGACUGUGA
This is a messenger RNA of Cyphellophora europaea CBS 101466, 654 nucleotides long. RefSeq lists its product as uncharacterized. The record is from RefSeq and is a predicted model, not a curated record. The transcript has a single exon. The coding region runs from base 1 to 654 and encodes 217 amino acids. NCBI's taxonomy places the organism in Eukaryota, Fungi, Ascomycota, Eurotiomycetes, Chaetothyriales, Cyphellophoraceae.